Messenger RNA from Rosa chinensis, 1133 nucleotides. Its product is annotated as putative fasciclin-like arabinogalactan protein 20. Bases 1 to 1047 code for a protein of 348 amino acids. The record is from RefSeq and is a predicted model, not a curated record. Lineage: Eukaryota; Viridiplantae; Streptophyta; Magnoliopsida; Rosales; Rosaceae. The transcript has 2 exons.
AUGGCCACCUCGCUUCUCCUCUUUCUGAUUCUCCUCUCCCUCUCUUCCUCCGCCGUCGCUUCCUCCGCCACCCCCCUCCUCACCGCCGCAAACACCCUCUCCAACUCCGGCUACCUCUCCAUGGCCCUCACCCUCCAGCUCGCCGCCAGCGCCGGCCUCAACUUCGACUCUCCCACCGCCACCAUCUUCGCUCCGUCGGACACCGCCUUCUUCCAGUCGGGCCCACCCUCGCUGCCUCUGCUCCGGUACCACAUCUCGCCGCGACGAUUCUCCGUCAAAACCCUACCCUACCUCCACCGCGGCACCAAAAUCCAGACUCUGCUCCCGAAUUACUCACUCACCGUGACUUCGACUCCGGCCGUCGAAGGCUACUCGUCUGUCAACGACGUUCGGGUCGACCCGAAUUCGGUUCUGGACGACGGGUCGGUGAUCAUAUACGCCGUCGAUCGGUUCUUUAACUUGACUUUCUUGGAGGCUGAAGAAGCUCCGGCGCCGGCUCCGAUCGCUGGAAUUUCGGGACAGCCGCACCGGCCGUUCGGGUCGGUUGCGGAUCUGCUGAGGUCCAAAGGCUGUUCGAUCAUGGCCGCGUUUCUUGACGCCCAGCUGAUCGGGUUCAACCGGAAGACGGCACUGACGGUGUUCGCAGCGGUCGACGACGCCGUCGAAGACUACGCGAGGAACAGCUCCGAUUACUCGGAGAUUUUCCGGCAGCACGUGGUGCCGAGGCUGCUGACGUGGCAAGACCUGGUGGCGCUUGAUGACGGGACGAUGCUGCCGACUUUUGAAGAAGAGUUUAUGAUCCAUGUGAUCAAGAUGGGUGACGUCCCUGUGCUCAAUGAUGUUCCGGUGGCCGAUCAGGACCUCUACCAGAGCCGCUUCCUGGUUGUUCAUGGCGUCAAUCACUUGCUGACGUCACAGAAGCAGAUGGUGAGGCAAGAAGAAGACCCGGUUGGAGAUCAAGAAGAUGGUGGUGCUGGUUUCACUGAUGGGUUUGUUGCCAAUGUUGCUGAUCAGAUCAACCCUCAAGGUUUUGAUGACUAUCACUGAGGAGCAUUAGAAGUUAGAACUGAUAUGAUUCAGGAGCAAUAGAAUUAUGUGCAUUGUGCAGGAGUACAAACUUGAGCAAAAUGGCC